UCCGACAGCUCUGCCAGAGAACGAGUGUUGCAGAUGCAUAAUAACUGCCAAGGUCUUCAUAAACAUUAACUCGUGCGGAGUCUUUACUCGAAGGUCAUGCAGUCGUCGAUCGGGACAGCCAAGCUAGCCUCCUGCCGAUCGUUUAGUUGCUAGGUGUAGAUAAACGUCGAAAGUUAUUUGAACAAGGCUCAAUCCGCGUCUCGUGGUAGAUCGCGCGAGCGUCUCGUCGAUGCUCAACUUGUCAUCAUCAUUCUCUUGUAAACCAUAACCACAAUGGCAGCCGACACAGCGACCGCCGUCUCUGCGCAGAUUGGAGCCACCGAAGCCCCUGCAGCUCCUGCGGCACCCAAUGUCCGCGAAAAGUACAACGCAGAGCGGGAGAAGCGCAUACGAGAAGAUGGCGAGAAGCAAUUCAUCUUCCUCGCUGAGGCUCAGUCCGAUAGGAUUCGAAAAUUGCUCGAGGAUCCCUGGGUUGAGCCUGGAACUCCCAUGAACAUUCCUGUGUCCGAUGGAGGGCAUACCAAAUUCCUCAUCGUCGGCACAGGAUACGGUGGAAUCAUGUAUGCGGUGAAGCUCAUCCAAGCGGGCUUCAAUGUUGAUGACAUCGUCUUUGUCGACCCGGCGGGGGGUUUUGGGGGGACCUGGUACUGGAAUCGCUAUCCAGGAUUGAUGUGCGAUGUUGAAAGUUACAUCUACAUGCCCUUUCUAGAGGAGAUGGGCUACAUGCCCAAACGCAAGUAUGCCGGCGGAGAAGAACUUCGCACAUACAUCGAAUCGAUUUGUCGCAAGUACGAUCUUUACAAGAGAGCCAUGUUUCAAUCGGCCGUCAAGCGCAUGGUUUGGAAUGAAGAGACCAACGAGUGGAGUCUCGACAUCGCCCUAAAGCCGAAAGGCGGAGAGGUGUCAUCACUCAAGCUCCGUUCUGACUAUGUUUUCAUCGCCACCGGAGUCUUGCACAAUUCUAAAUUGCCGGACCUUCCAGGUGUGGACACGUUCAAGGGUGAUGUCUUCCACACUUCACGCUGGAGAUAUGACAUCACAGGGGGCACUUCAGCCGAUCCUCAGCUCACUGCUUUGAAGGGAAAGAAGGUCGGCAUUGUAGGGACUGGAGCAACUGCGGUUCAGGUCGUUCCGGAGUUGGCCAAAUGGGCGGAUCAGCUCAUGAUCUUCCAGCGCACCCCGUCAGCCGUUGAUGUACGAGACAACCGCGACACAGAUCCCAUUGAAUGGAAAACGAAGAUCGCUACAAAGCCCGGCUGGCAACGUGAAAGAAACGACAACUUUAAUGCCUUUAUGAAUAAUCACGCUCAAAAGCCGGAGGUUAACAUGGUAGACGAUGGAUGGACCCGUGCGCCUGCAUACAGUGCCCUCAUUGGAGGGCCAUACGAAGAUUUCACAGCCGAUAAGAUGCAAUCACAUGUCGACAUGCUUUACGAUAUCGACAAUCCUCGUCAGGACCGCGUUCGCAAGCGUGCAGAAGAAAUUGUGCAAGACAAGCAAACAGCCGAGAGCCUCCAAGCUUGGUACCCAACCUGGUGCAAGCGACCUUGCUUCCACGAUGACUAUCUCAAAACAUUCAAUUUGCCAAACGUCAAGUUGAUCGACACCAAGGGCAAGGGUCUGGACGGUGUCAAGCCGGAGGGCAUUGUCUUCGACGGCAAACUCUACGACCUCGACGUGCUCGUAUGGAGCACGGGUUUCCAGGCAACAGGUUCCCCCGCUGCGUCUGCUUACAUCGAUGUCACGGGCCGACACGGCAAGUCGUUCGAGCACGAAUUCAAAAACAACUAUUCAACCCUCCACGGCGUCUGUACCCGCGACUUUCCCAAUCUAUUCUGGCCAGGUGCUCGGCAAUCGGGAGUCACCGCGAAUUUCUCCUUCAUGCUCGACAUCAGCACCGGCCUCGUGGCCUACAUGAUCGCCGAAGCCGCGCGGCGCGUCGGACCGGGUCACAAAGCCAUCAUCGAGCCCACCGCGGAGGCCCAAGAAGCCUGGACCCAGCGAUGUAUGGCACGAGGCGCCAUGUUCGCCGCCAUCGGGGGCUGCACGCCCUCGUAUCUCAACGGAGAGGCUGCCGGCACGCGCAUGACGUCCGAGGAGAUGAUGAAGGCGGCGCGGGGAUCGGUCUGGGGACACGGCAUCACUAGCUAUAUCGAGUACUUGGAUGCGUGGAAGGCGAGCGGGAAGAUGGAGGGGAUUGAGGUCACUUCGGCGUAGAGGGAUGAGGGAGAGACGUUGAAGGAUUCAUUAUUGAUGUGAAAUGCGUACCAUGACGAGGGAAAUAUCCUGGCCUGCGAAACGUGCGAUGCGAACCCUAGCGCAGACAGCUGAACUGCGCGCCUUUUGGAUGACGUGCACACCUUUCCGAUGACCGACCUACCCAUCUACUGAAAGUCCGAAUUGCCAAUGAUGGAUAAUCAUAUCAUUCAUU
Messenger RNA from Dissoconium aciculare CBS 342.82, 2431 nucleotides. Its product is annotated as flavin-binding monooxygenase-like family protein. NCBI's taxonomy places the organism in Eukaryota, Fungi, Ascomycota, Dothideomycetes, Mycosphaerellales, Dissoconiaceae. The transcript is spliced from 6 exons. Gene Ontology annotation, molecular function: N,N-dimethylaniline monooxygenase activity; flavin adenine dinucleotide binding; NADP binding. The record is from RefSeq and is a predicted model, not a curated record. The coding region runs from base 274 to 2217 and encodes 647 amino acids.